ACUUGUAAACGUAAACAUCGAAGUGUCAGACGGUCUCACUUUUAUUGGUUCAGCAUGAAGUUGGUGGAUCCUAUUCCUUAAUUCUGAUCAAAAUUGUCCUUACAAUUUGUGCAAAUGUAAGGAGAGAGCACAGCUUGUUAUUCGGACUCACAUUUUGUUGCAUACAAAAGCUGAUUAUUGCAGUUGAUGCCACUUUACCCACUUCGGAAUUUCAACCCUUUUGUGCAAAGUCUCAGUGUUUGAUACAUUUGGAGGAUUUGAAGAUGGGGUUCUCAAUGGUGGGUUCAUUGGGUUCUCAAAUCUCGGUGAGAAAUUAUCAUCAAAGGAGGUUAAAGUUUCAAUCUUUUAGUGAAACGGUAAGACAUACCAUAACUUUCAAGUUCCAAGAGGAUCGGUCUCAUCCAGCAAAGGUUUUGUUGAGCAAGCGUGAAGCAAUUGGAUUUGAGGAGAGAACAAGCCCAAAUGAGGUCAGAAAAGAGAUAGAACAAUGCUAUGAACUCAUACACAGACUUGGGAGGGGAGUUGUGUAUUUGGGUUCUUCCAGGAUGGGACCUGGUCAUUCACAUUACAAGCAAGCACAAGAGUUGGGUAGAGAGAUUGCCAACCUUUUGCGCUGCACUUCAUGGUCAGGGGCUGGUCCUGGGCUAAUGGAUGCUGCUACUAAAGGUGCUUUACAAGCAGGAAAACCAGUUGGUGGGUUUAAGAUAGGUAAAGAAGCCGGUGAAUGGACAGCCUCAAACUUUCAUCCAUAUCUUCCCUCAGAAGCUUACUUUACUUGCAGGUUUUUUUCUGCGAGGAAGCAUGGGUUGGUGGAUGCUGCAGUUAGGGGCAGCAGUUCUGACAGAACUGCGGUUGUUGCUCUCCCUGGAGGUGUUGGUACUCUAGACGAGGUGUUUGAGAUAUUAGCAUUAAUUCAACUGGAAAGGAUUGGGUCAGAGCUUCCCGUUCCCUUCCUUUUAAUGAACUAUGACUCAUUCUAUUCGAAGCUAUUAGACUUUCUUGAUGAUUGUGAGGAUUGGGGUGCUUUGUCCAAUGGAGAAGUUGCAUCACUAUGGAAGGUCUGCAGCAAUAACUCAGAGGCUUUGGCUUAUUUGGCAGAAUUUUAUAGUCUCCCCCUCAGUGACAAAGCCAAGCAUGAGACUCAACUGCAAAGUCCACGUGGGUCAGUUUCUUCAUAACUUUUGGGGUUGAUGAUGAACUAAUUGUUAUGAGAUUCCUUUUUCAAUAAUAAUCAUUUAAGCAUGGAAUGGG
Messenger RNA from Corylus avellana, 1251 nucleotides. RefSeq names its product Putative lysine decarboxylase family protein. The record is from RefSeq and is a predicted model, not a curated record. Lineage: Eukaryota; Viridiplantae; Streptophyta; Magnoliopsida; Fagales; Betulaceae.